CUUCUGGCCCCUCUACGGGUGGGGGUUGUGGACAGAGAGAGAGACAGAGACGGAGAUAGUAUAUUUAAGAGCCUCUGAAUGAGUCACAUUUCUGAGAGCCUGCCUGGCAGCAAAGAGAGAAAGAUGAAAACCCACCAGGUGCUGGCCUUCCUCUUGCUCUUCGUGAUUGCCUCCGGGGCUUCUGAGAACGCCAGCACUUCCCGGGGCUGUGGACUGGAUCUCCUCCCUCAGUACGUGUCCCUGUGCGACCUGGACACCAUCUGGGGCAUCGUGGUGGAGGCGGUGGCUGGGGCAGGCGCCCUGAUCACGCUGCUCCUGAUGCUCAUCCUGUUGGUGCGGCUGCCAUUCAUCAAGGACAAGGAGAAGAAGGACCCCGUGGGCCUCCACUUCCUCUUCCUUCUGGGGACCCUGGGCCUCUUCGGGCUGACUUUCGCCUUCAUCAUCCGGGAGGACGAGACCAUCUGCUCGGUCCGCCGGUUCCUCUGGGGCGUCCUCUUCGCGCUCUGCUUCUCCUGCCUGCUGAGCCAGGCGUGGCGCGUGCGGAGGCUGGUGCGCCACGGCAAGAGCCCCUCGGGCUGGCAGCUGGUGGGCGUGGCGCUGUGUCUGAUGCUGGUGCAGGCCAUCAUCGCCAUCGAGUGGCUGGUGCUGACCGUGCUGCGCGAUGCCAAGCCAGCCUGUGCCUACGAGCCCAUGGACUUCGUAAUGGCCCUCAUCUACGACAUGGUUCUGCUCGUGGCCGCCCUGGGGCUGGCGCUCUUCACGCUGUGCGGCAAGUUCAAGAAGUGGAAGCAGAACGGGGCGUGCAUCCUGGUCACAGCCUUCCUGUCCGUGCUCAUCUGGGUGGCCUGGAUGACCAUGUACCUGUUUGGCAACGCCGAGCUGCGGCGGGGAGACGCCUGGGGCGACCCCACCCUGGCCAUUACCCUGGUGGCCAGCGGCUGGGUCUUCGUCAUCUUCCACGCCAUCCCGGAGAUCCACUGCGCCAUCCUGCCAGCGCCGCAGGAGAACACGCCCAACUACUUCGACACCUCGCAGCCGCGGAUGCGGGAGACGGCGUUCGAGGAGGACGUGCAGCUGCCACGCACCUACAUGGAGAACAAGGCCUUCUCGAUGGAUGAACACAAUGCAGCCCUCCGAACAGCGGGAUUUCGCAACGGCAGCUUGGGAAACAGACCGAGCGCUCCAUUCAGAAGCAACGUGUAUCAGCCCACUGAGAUGGCCGUUGUGCUCAAUGGAGGGACUAUCCCAACUGCUCCGCCAAGUUACACUGGAAGACACCUCUGGUGAAAGACGUUAAGUUCCAGAGAAUAAGAAUCUCUCUUACCGAUUUUAUUCCCUGGCUGUGUCUUUCUUGAGGGAGAAAUCAGUAACAGGAGCCGAACAAGGCUGCCUCACAGCCGGGAGAUCUGGAAAUCCUACACAAGGGGAUUUUGUGUAAAUGUGAACACUGCUGAACCUAAAAGCUAACACCGACUGCCCUCCGUCCCCUGCCACACACACACACACACACACACACACACACGUAAUACCAAACCAACCUCAAUCCCUGCAAACUAAAGCAAAGCUAAUUGCAAAUAGUAUUAGGCUCACUCAAAAAUGUGGCUGGGAAGACUGUUUCAUCCUCCGGGGGUAGAACAGAACUACAUUCACAGUCGGUGGACCGGGCUGGUGUUGGCUGACUGGGGAAGUCCCCACACCACCGCCCCUCGGCAGCAAGGGCUGGACCUCAGGUGGCCUUUUUUGAGACGACUGUUUCACGGAGAGGACUAAUGGGGACUUAUCCACCAGCUUGCCUGUUGGUUUGCACAUUUCAAAGGGGUCAGGAGCACUUAACGGAGUUGUGGGUGUGAUCCUGGGGUGAGGCCCAGCCAAAUCACAGCAUGAGCUUUACAGCAGUAGUGGGGGAGGGGCCCCAGCCUGUGCCAACGAAGAGAAGGCUAUCUGGGAGUUGAAGUGACUGUCGCAUUUAAAAAGUGGUGACCCACCACUGUUCCCUCUCUGGGCCUCCUGCUGCAGGUCUACGGCAGAAAAGCAUGCCCACCUCCCUCCUUGGAGCCAGAGCGAUAUUCCCGCUUGGGGCAACAGUCUUUUUCCCUCGAUGAGCUCUCGCUCCUCCUGUUCUUGCCCUGCUCCCCGACCCCAGAGCCCUUUCCCAGUUUUAUUUCCAUGUUCAUUUCCAAAGCUCAGAUGGGCUGUCAGCUGACAGCGCCCCCGCCCCCCGGUUGGCAGGCCAGAAGGCAGGUGCCACAGUGAUUGUCUGUGAUGAUGUCACAUGGCAGGGCUUCCCAGGGGAACCGGGACACUCUGCUGCCUAGCAUGCAGUGAGUUCUCAGGUGUUAGACGUUGACGGAGUGCAAGUUCCAGGGACGGCUGGAGCACUCCAGAGAGGUUCUUGCUGCUUCUGGAGGGUAUGUGGGACAUGUUGUGACUUGGUUUUCUGUGAGUUCCAUGCAAAUGGUUCUCUUCAAAGCCCAUUGUUUCUGUCAUGGUUUCCAUCUGUCCUAAGCAAGUCAUUCCUUUGUUAUUCAGCAUUUCCAACAUCUCGGCCAUUAAAAGCCCCAUGUUCUCUGCACUGUUUGGCCAGCAUAAUCACUAGCAGUGACACAAAGCAAAGAGUUUUAUCUUGACGGCAUGAAAUGUAUAAAUGAGGGUGAGUCCUUUGGCAUAUACUCUAAUGAUUCUAUUGCUUUUUCUAUAAAACAACCCUUAAGCCUUUAACCUUUAAAGAAAAUGAAAAAGGUUAGUGUUGGGGGGGGGGUGGGAAACUGACCUCUUCAUAAGCCAAUAUGUCUGAGCUGUUUUAAUAAACCUUCUGAUUUUUCUCAAGGCCCUAGUCUCUGCUGUGUCCCGUCCUUGCCAGGGCCCCCUUCCCCACCGCAACCUUGCAGAGCGACGGGGGAAACCAGGCUAAUUUGGCCUCCCUCCGUGGCUCUCCUUCAAGUUUUCCAUCCAGCUAGUGCAUUUCCUUGUGUUGCCACGCAUGAGGAAGAAAAAGCAUGGCACCAGAAUGCCACCCCCUACCUGACCUUUGGGAAACAGCCCACCCCUGCCCAGAGCAUGUGCUUGCUUCUAGAGAAUCAGAUUCCAAUCCUCUCUUGAGGCGCGUCAUUGGCGGACUGGAAACUGGGAAUAUUGGGGAGGAGAGGGAGGGAAAUAAGCUAGGACCCGGGGUGGGGAUGGGGGUGGUGGUUGCAUGCAGACCCAGGAUUGUGGAAAUACAGAAAUCUCCAAACGCCUCGGUCCAGUCCGGUGAAAAACCACAGCAAUACACAUUCUCGUGCCAGGAAAUGGUUGCUUACCCCCGCUCUCUGGAGUCCUUUGGAGCUCUCUGAUCCCAUCAGUGAUUCCGUCUGCAAGAGCCCCCCCUCCCCCCCUUGCAGAAGGGAGCAAUUCACCCGAUCGUUUUCUCUCUCAGUUCUUGGUGGUCCAGGCGGAUAAGGUGAGCACAGCAUAAAUGGCUACAAGGGGGAAAGUAACGUUUCAUCAACAUAACCACAGAACCAGCUUUGCGCCAUGGGAGACCUCACUUACGGAGACCUUUUCUCCCCCCCUUUCUUUUUAAUUCUCUGAUACGUUAUUGCGCUUCUGGAUUUUGUUUUAUUUUGGCUUUAAGGUUGAGAGUGGGGUGGAUGCCCUCCCAGUGGGGCAGAGGUGGGGAGUGAGGGCGGAGAGCAGAGAACGGGUAUUUUCCUAAUGACUCCACCUGAAGGGUACAAAGAGACCUCUUUGCCAAGAGACUGGUUGCCAGCUGGCCCCGCGGAGCAAACUUUAAAUACAAAAUCCAGUGGCAUCUCUGUUUAUGGAAACAACACUUGUCGAGGGAAAAUGACCUGAAGGAGAGCAUCUGUGAUCAAAAUACCUAAUUGUAAGCACAAAUCUUUCUGUGUCCGGUUAUUAAAAUCACUCUGGGACUAUAACAGCCACGCUUGUCUCUCCCCCCACCCCCCCCCCCCGCCUUUUAAUAGAAAAUGGUCAUUCUAUCCUGGUUACCUCCACUGGAUGUGGAGGCAGUGAGGGAAUCAGCUCAGAGAAUUGACAAACUGGGGAAAUGUGGGGAUCCCGUGCUUUUAGCACAGACUCCGUCUGGGCCCAGCAAACAAGGGUAAACUUGGGGUGGUCUUCUAGGUCGGCCAGUGCUGAGUUGAACCCUAAACUGAAGGGGGAGUGUUGUGGCUUUUAUAAUCCAAUGAUGCAAUGAUUACACCAGCUUACAAGAGUUCUGAGCAGGUGCUUUUUAUUAAUUGAUAAAGAGCUAAGGCUCGUUUUUGAUAGAUAAUAUAUAUUUAUUAAAUGUAUUAAUGUGUGUUUUAUAAUGUACCUUUAUCCUCCCCUGGCUGACUGUUGCAUACUUAUUAAAAAAAACAAUCGUUAAAGAAACUUCAAGACAAUCAACGUGUACCAUAAAUGACUGUAUAUAAACAUGACAAAUUUAAAGGUUGUCAAGCAUGGGCAGAUAGGUUUUAUUUUCAAAAUGCUGUUCUUAACACAAAAAUAAAGGCUUUCCUAUUUACUUAA
Molecule: messenger RNA, 4515 nt
Organism: Mustela lutreola (European mink)
Lineage: Eukaryota; Metazoa; Chordata; Mammalia; Carnivora; Mustelidae
Gene: GPRC5B
Product: G protein-coupled receptor class C group 5 member B
Exons: 4
Coding region: 79-1287 (402 amino acids)
Biological process (GO): G protein-coupled receptor signaling pathway
Cellular component (GO): plasma membrane; intracellular membrane-bounded organelle; extracellular exosome
Molecular function (GO): protein kinase activator activity; G protein-coupled receptor activity; protein kinase binding
Source: RefSeq, a predicted model, not a curated record